AAUGGAAUUUCAUAUCUUUAGUGGGACACGUUUUUGUCGCAAGGUGCAGCUUAUGUGGAUUUCUUCUAAUUAAUGACACAAAUAUAACAUUAAGUCAGAAUAAAUAUUUUGCAAGCUAGUGUACAUUUGAAUUUCGACAGCGAAACAGUCUGUGUUGCAAAUUGUCGAAAGUGACACUGUGUGAAAUCUACACCAAACAGCAAUGGCACUGCCUGUAAAAGGUCAUCUAUUGAUCGAUUUCCUGUUGGUUCUUUCAACAAUUACCGACGUUGGAGCAUUCCUGUAUGAUGCGGAUUGGUGCAGCAAAUUUCCCGAAUAUAAAGACAUUAUCAACCUGGCGCAUGUGGAAAACUGUCUCAGCAUCGACCAAGUAUUUGCGAAGUUAAAGCUCCUUGGAGAUAAAAGUCACUGGUGCCUAUUCCAUGGAAUAGAUCAGUUAGGUGACAGGUACGGUGUUUCCAUUUAUACUCCCGAAGAUUGUCAGUGUAACGGAACCAACUCCCUUCUUAACUACAUAAGCGGUGUACGCGAUGGCAGCAAUGACAUGAAGGACCGAUGUUUGUCUCAACCCCACUACAAAGCACUUUUUGACCAGUUUUUCGUUGACAACAACAACAGAGCUCCCGCAUGUCGAUCUCAUCAUUCGGUGUGGUUCGACCUUUCGCAUAUAGACAACGACUGUACUCAUGAUUUGAUAUACCACGUGACAUAUUCGUUUGAUCAUCACCCGAGUCGGUGUGUCUGCAAACAGAGUGUUCAGUAUAGGGACCCAAACAACUGCCUGCAGUUCCACAGCUAUCAAGAAUUGAUGAAACUGUACGAUACCAACUUAUGCUCGAGCAAGAAUUCUCAAUGGAACCUUUUAAAUGAUCUAGAAAUAAGAAGCCCGGAUUGUCGCAAGAAAAUAAUUACCGAACUUGCCCAACAUUUCCACAAUUAUCCCUCCGUUGGUGCAUGCCAAUGUUCUCCUGUAAAGAAUAUAUCCAACGAUGAACCUGUCUUAAAUGACGACAAAAGGGAUCAAUGUUCCAAUGUGCAACAUAGCAGAUAUAGCCACCUGCGCCAAGAACUAUUUCAAGGGGCGAGUGGUGCUGGCUGCGCUACACAUUUCCACCUAUGGCAACAGUUGCAGAACAUUCAGCAAUCCCAUGGUUAUGACUGUACAAUGGACAUGAUACAUAGAUCAGCGAAUAAAUAUCCCAGUGCAGAGUCUGACCCUUGUAAAUGUGAAGAUCAACAUAGGAUUUCAACAACUACAACAACGACGACUGCUUCUCCAGUAUCUUCAACCACACAGCAUAUAUCUACAACCUCCACGACCACUGCCCCUCCAGUACCUCACAAUACACAGCAUAUAUCUACAACCUCCACGACAACUGCCCCUCCAAUACCGCACAACACACAGAAUAUAUCUACAACCUCCACGACAACUGCCCCUCCAGUACCUCACAACAGAUAUCGGUGCCGCAAGUACGACCUUAUUGCUGAUAUUGCAAUUGGUAAUCAUGUGCACACAAAUAACUCCACACCUUGUGAAAGUAAAAUCUCUGGUACAAAUGAGGACUUGGUAAUUUCGCUGUGCAACAUGACGUCAGUAGAGAAGUGGUCACGUGGCGCUCAGGUGAUGAGUAACUGUGGAGUUAUCCCACACUACUCCCCAGUAGCCACGUUCAGCCUCGCGGGAAAGUACCAAGUCUUAGAUGGCCAGUCUGGUGUUUUUCUGGAAUGUAUUCCGGAUGGAUUCAAGAUGGUCAUCCAGUCGUGUGAUGGAGGACCUCAGAUCAUUCACGUGUCGACGACUGGUGUGUUCAACAACAACGCCACCAUCUACUACGCAGUGGUGUAGUGUUUCGCUAUAAGCACUCCUUGUAUGAAUUGUGUAUAUGAUUAUACAGUUCCCCUGUGUCGAAAAGAAUAAAAUAUGAUAACUUA
This is a messenger RNA of Dreissena polymorpha, 1932 nucleotides long. RefSeq lists its product as uncharacterized. Lineage: Eukaryota; Metazoa; Mollusca; Bivalvia; Myida; Dreissenidae. The transcript is spliced from 26 exons. The record is from RefSeq and is a predicted model, not a curated record. The coding region runs from base 203 to 1846 and encodes 547 amino acids.